Molecule: messenger RNA, 3322 nt
Organism: Pseudovirgaria hyperparasitica
Lineage: Eukaryota; Fungi; Ascomycota; Dothideomycetes; Acrospermales; Acrospermaceae
Product: alpha,alpha-trehalose phosphate synthase-like protein subunit
Exons: 3
Coding region: 93-2939 (948 amino acids)
Biological process (GO): trehalose biosynthetic process
Cellular component (GO): alpha,alpha-trehalose-phosphate synthase complex (UDP-forming); cytosol
Molecular function (GO): catalytic activity
Source: RefSeq, a predicted model, not a curated record
UCAAUACCACCACUUCAGCUACUACUCAGCUAUUCAUAGCUCGCUUGUGAUUGGCGCUCUACUGCGAUCCGCCAACCUCAUCAACUGCGACAAUGUCGACCUUUGUCGUGUCGCUCUUUCUACCCUAUACGGUUGAUUUCCAGGACAUUCCUACUCCCGCACGCCGUGAUAGUCCUCCCGCGACCGCUAGACCGCCUACGGGCCACAGUGCGCACGGCCAAAGAGACUCUAUCCCCGAUUUCUCGGCUCUCGACAAGAAAGCCAGUCUGUUUCACCAUCCUACCCCCCCUCGGACGCCUGCCAGCGCCACCCACCAAUACGAUGACUUCUUCAAACAUGCCACCAGCGUAGCUUCUCACUUUCCCAAACCUCACGACCCUCGAUCUCUUGUCCGUAGCGACUCGUUCGCUCCAGACUGGGGUAGCAGCUCGUUCUUCAAUCAGCCAAAGUCCAGAGCCGGCCCCGCACCGCCAGAUACAAUUCUUGAGUACGCCAAAGCGCAAGAGCGUGUGAACAGUGCGAGGAAUCAUCAGCGUCGUAAAACUGGAGAGCGCGGUCCUCCGCGCGAGAAGAGCGGUGAGAGAGGUGCAUGGCGAGACAAGUGGACCAUAGAGCCAGCGGUACAAGGCAAUGGCGGUCUUGCCAAUGCUAUCAAUGCUGCAGUUGAGGCUGGCAGCAUGGGUGACGUGAUCUGGGUUGGCACUCUGGGCUUCCCGACCGACAGUUUGGAAGAGGCCCAGAAAGACGACAUACACGACCGACUUGAAUCAGAGUUUGAAGCAUUACCGGUCUACGUGAGUGACAGCGAUUUCGAUGGCCACUAUACGCAUUACUGCAAGACGAUUCUGUGGCCUGUCUUUCACUAUCAGAUUCCCGACCAUCCUAAGAGCAAAGCGUAUGAGGAUCAUUCAUGGAUAUUCUACGUCAACCUCAACAAAGCAUUUGCCGAGAAAAUCAUCAAGAGCUACAAAAGGGGUGAUAUUGUCUGGAUUCAUGACUACCAUUUACUCCUGGUUCCUAAGCUCGUCCGAGAUGCCCUCCCCGACGCGCAAAUUGGCUUUUUCCUACACACUGCCUUCCCAUCGUCGGAAGUCUUCCGCUGCCUAUCUGUACGGAAGGAGCUCCUUGAAGCUAUGCUGUCCUCCAAUCUAGUAGCAUUCCAGACCCGCGAAUAUGCCCAUCAUUUCUUGCAGACUUGCAGUCGUCUUCUCGUGGUGGAGGCUACCGAAGAAGGCAUCCAGCUCGAUAAUAGGUUUGUCAACGUCACGUGGUUACCCAUGGGUAUCAAUCCUGAGGGUCUUUCCAUUGCGCGUGAAGACGAGUCCGUUGGCGACUGGAUCAAGGUCAUGGAGGAGAGGUACAAGGGUAAAAAGCUGAUUGUCGGGCGUGACAAGAUGGACCAAGUUGGAGGAAUCCGACAGAAGUUUUUGGCGUAUGAGCUGUUCUUGAACAAGUAUCCAGAAUGGAAAGACAAGGUCGUCAUGAUACAGGUCGCAACAUCGACGACGGAGAAUCCUGAGCUUGCUGAAACAAUCUCGGAUAUCGUUACUCGCAUCGACUCUGUCCACUCUACACUCGCGCAUCAACCUUUGGUCUUCUUAAGACAGGACAUUGAUUUCUCGCAAUAUCUCGCUCUUCUGUCAGUCGCCGACGUGCUCAUGGUCACGAGUCUUCGAGAAGGACUCAACCUUACAUGUCAUGAGUAUGUUUUCUGUCAGGAUGGCAAGGCCAGUCCGAAUGGUGAGAAGAAGCAUGGACCGUUGAUUCUGAGUGAGUUCACCGGAAGUGCUGCGGUCUUCAACGGCCAAGAACUGCCUGUGAACCCAUGGGACUACAAAAAUUGCGCCGAAGCCAUCAAGAUCGCGCUCGAGAUGACACCAGAGGAGAAGGUGCGUCGCUAUGGCAAGCUUCGAGAUGUUGUCAUGCACCACACUGGAGAAUUCUGGAGCCGCACACUCAUCAAGUCCCUUGCCCGAGUCCACGACGAGCAUUAUAAGCGCGAUACCAUGUCCAUUCCUCGACUUUCAGCAUCUCAGCUCAGCCAGAAAUACAAGGAGUCGAGCAACCGCUUGUUCCUUCUUGACUAUGAGGGCACGCUUGCAACCUAUGGCUCUCCGGCUCGAAUGGUUGUCGAUUCCCCACAACGAGUCCUUGACACGCUUAGCGAACUCCUGCUUGAUCCGAAGAACACUGUCUAUGUCAUGUCCGGCCGCACCAAGGAGGAACUAGAGUUCCUUUUCAAUCGUGUUCCUGGACUCGGCUAUAUCGCAGAAAAUGGCUGCUUUGUUCGCGAGGCUGGUGCUGGAAGUAUUGUCGAUGAUCCCAAAGAAUGGACAUGCUUUCCUGACCAAGCUCGCAUGGAAGAGUGGAAAGAAGCCGUUCAUGGAAUCCUGCAGUACUACCAGGAGCGUAUGGAGGGAUCUUGGAUCGAACAGCGCUAUUGCAGUCUUAUCUACCAUUACGACAAGGCUGAGGACCUGGAGUCGGCGCAAAAGCACGCAGGUGACUGUGCCAACCAUAUCAACGACGCUUGCCGCGACCAACGCGUCCACGCCAUUCCAGUCAAGGACGCCGUCAUCAUCGAGCCAAUGGACUAUGACAAGGCAACGGCGGCCAAGUAUGUUCUGGGUCUGAUGACGGGCGGAGAGGGAUCAAACCUCAAACCCGCGAUCGGCAAGCCCGACUUCUUGUGCGUAGCGGGGAAUGACCGUGACGAUGAGGUGCUGUACCGCUGGGCAAACGAGAUGGGCGAGCAUGCCGAGAUCAAACAUGUCACGACCGUCAGUGUCGGCCAGAGGAAUACACAGGCGCAGAGCACGCUCACGCAGGGCACAACGGGGUUGUUGAGCGUUUUGCAGCGCCUGAGCAAGGCCGGUGGACCCAAUGGCACGAGAGGACGGAGCACUACUGGGAGUAGCCAGUUCCGAAGCAUGUCGUAGACCGGUGGAGGAGGUUUCUGCGUUGAUGCCCACUGGAUUCUUCCCCUUCACUCACGAUGAUAUGAUUCCUGCUUGCUUUUUGGCACUAGUAUUCGGGCGGUCGAGCGAGCGAUUGAGUCGGCUAGUGCUGUUUCUCCUGUACGAGUCUCUUGCACCCCAUUACAUUGCAUCCCCGUGCGCUCUGCAUAGCAUAAACUGCGAGUUUAUUAGAAAAAUUACACCACCUUUGGCUAUAUAUGUAUACAUUUCCCCACUUGCUUGCGUAGCUCUGUGUUCAUCACCACUGAUUCCUCCAUCUCGUCGGGUCUGAUUUGGUUUCAGCCAUCCCCUUCCUCCGUCCCCAUGUAGUAGAAAUGUAGAGCUAUGCAUCUGGCAUAUCGAUG